This is a messenger RNA of Fimicolochytrium jonesii, 978 nucleotides long. RefSeq lists its product as uncharacterized. The transcript is spliced from 3 exons. NCBI's taxonomy places the organism in Eukaryota, Fungi, Chytridiomycota, Chytridiomycetes, Spizellomycetales, Powellomycetaceae. The coding region runs from base 1 to 978 and encodes 325 amino acids. The record is from RefSeq and is a predicted model, not a curated record.
AUGGACAAGACUCGGCCGGACGCUCCACCAACAGAGCUCACGGAGGACGAGAUCAGGACCCUGAGCGUUCGCUUUCGGUAUCAGAAUCCGAUCUGUGCAUGCGAGGAUGCAUGCGAGGAUGCAUGCGAGGAUGCAUGCGAGGAUGCAUGCGAGGAUCACAACAGAGUAGUGAAAUUCGCCAACUCGACUACGGGUUUCCACAGCCGCGCAUCGUCUGAUGCCGUCUCCGCAGCUUAUGCGAGCGGACCAUAUGCUGGAGGCCGUCGUGUACGACGACUUAUCCGCCGAAUACAGAACGGCUCUAAAAUCGCCGAUAUUAUCAGAACCAGGACGGAGAAGGCUAAACCUGGGUCCAUUACAGGAGAUUUCAAGAAUGAAGGCGGCGUGAUCAGCGCAGAGCUAGGAAAGCCUGCUCCGGUUCUUGAACUCAAGCUCGCUCUGAAGAAUGCGGAGACCCACAUCACUAGCUUCGGCAGCGCGUGCGCUGGGGGGGCAAAGUCCGUUGUUUGGCAUUCUUUUGAAGAUCAGCUGAAGGCGCAAUUACAGAGGGUAAUCCAAGACAAGGCGAUGGAGAACAAGGGGGCGAUGGAAAACUAUUGCGAUUACAUUAUGACGAAGGAGAGCGGUGAACUGAAGAAGCUCGUCAAUGCAAACCUCGACCCUACGAAAUUGAUUGAGAAGAUAUUCGAGGAGCAUCCAUGCAAAUCGAUGAUUUCUCCCUUCAAUCUCGAAGGCCGGAGGGAACGAUUCAGCGAUACGUACGACAAGCUGGUCGAUGCGUACGCGCUGGUGCAACUCGCAAAGAUGGACGCAAUGCUGACGCGUGGCCAUCUUGCUCCUCUUUGUAACCCCUCCGCUGGGCGCACUGCUGCUUAUUAUCAGUAUCGUCACGUCCCAUCCUGGAUUCGCCUUGAUGUUCGGUUUUGUUGGCGCCGGUGCAGUCGCGAAACUGGCGGUUCAAGGGACGGGUUAGGGUAA